GGCCGGCGCGGGCCGGUAAUCCUGAGCGGGCUGCGGGGCCGCCACCCUCCGUCCACCCCAGCCCAGCCUGACCUGCGCGGCCGGCCUGGCAUGUCCCCUCGGCGCCCUGUCCGACCACAGCCAACCUCCGCGCAGAGACGGGGCCCGGACGCUGGGUGUCCAUAAGAAUGGAAGCAGUGUUUCCCUGCCAGAUUCCUUAUUGCUUUAUCUCAUGAACCUACAUAAUCUUGGGGAUAAGCCUGUAUUUCAUGAUGAUGAACCUGUCACCAGUAUAGCAACAACAGUGUGAGGACAAAAACAAAUAAACAUACAGAAGCGUUCAAAUUUAUAUUCAACAAGGAAGUCAUUUUAAUCAACAAUUUCUGCUGCCUUAGUUUUCCAAGAUGAAUCGGUACACAACCAUGAGGCAGCUGGGGGACGGCACCUAUGGGAGUGUGCUUAUGGGCAAGAACAACGAAUCCGGGGAGCUGGUGGCCAUCAAAAGGAUGAAGAGAAAGUUCUAUUCUUGGGAUGAAUGUAUGAACUUAAGAGAAGUUAAGUCUCUGAAAAAGCUUAACCAUGCCAAUGUGAUUAAACUGAAAGAAGUUAUCAGAGAAAAUGACCAUCUUUAUUUUAUAUUCGAAUACAUGAAGGAAAACCUCUAUCAGUUAAUGAAAGAUAGAAAUAAGUUUUUCCCUGAGUCAGUCAUCAGAAAUAUUAUGUAUCAAAUAUUGCAAGGCCUGGCUUUUAUCCAUAAACAUGGCUUUUUUCAUAGGGACAUGAAACCAGAAAACUUGCUUUGUAUGGGUCCAGAACUUGUGAAAAUUGCUGAUUUUGGACUUGCAAGAGAAUUAAGGUCACAACCACCAUAUACUGAUUAUGUCUCUACCAGAUGGUAUCGUGCUCCUGAAGUUUUAUUAAGAUCUUCAGUUUAUAGCUCUCCCAUUGAUAUGUGGGCUGUUGGAAGUAUAAUGGCUGAAUUAUAUACAUUAAGGCCACUUUUCCCAGGGACAAGUGAGGUUGAUGAAAUCUUUAAGAUUUGCCAAGUUUUAGGGACUCCCAAAAAAAGUGACUGGCCAGAAGGAUACCAGCUUGCCUCCUCUAUGAAUUUCCGCUUUCCCCAGUGUGUUCCUAUAAACUUAAAAACUCUUAUUCCAAAUGCCAGUAAUGAAGCUAUUCAGCUUAUGACUGAAAUGUUGAAUUGGGAUCCAAAGAAACGACCAACAGCAAGCCAGGCAUUGAAACAUCCAUAUUUUCAAGUUGGUCAGGUAUUAGGCCCUUCCUCAAAUCAUCUGGAAUCAAAACAGGCUUUACACAAGCAGCUGCAACCAAUAGAACUGAAGCCAUCUUUAGUUGAACUAGAACCUAAGCCUCUGCCAGAUAUAAUUGAUCAGACUGUCGGACAGCCUCAGCCAAAAACCAGCCACCAACCGCUGCAGCCCAUUCAGCCACCACAGAACGUGAGUGUCCAGCAACCUCCACAGCAACAGAAUCAGCAGAAACCACCACUAUUUCCAAGUAUCAUCAAAAACAUGCCAUGUAAGCCAAACAGCCAUAAAAAUGCAAGGAGGCGCUGGGGCCAGGCUGUCUUCAAGUCUGGAGACAGCUGGGAGGAGUUUGAGGACCAUGAUUUUGGAGCCUCCCAUUCCAAGAAGCCAAGCAUGGGCAUUUUCAAAGAUAAGAGGAAAAAAGAUACUCCAUUUUGGCUUCCUGAGUCAGUACCCUCAGGCUCCAACCACUCCCUAGGGGAAAGCAAGAACUUACCUGCUCCUAUUUCUCUAAAAUCUGAUUCUGAAUUGUCAACUGCUUCAACAGCUAAACAGUACUACUUGAAACAAUCAAGAUACCUUCCAGGUGUAAAUCCCAAGAACGUGUCCUUGAUAGCCAGUGGAAGAAAGGAGAUAAACCCACACACUUGGAGAACUCAGUUAUUUCCUAAGUCAUUGGGACCCACUCGGACAGAACUUGCUUUCAAAAGGAGUAAUGCAGAAGAAAGCAUAAUUAAACCAAUCGAAAAACUAUCAUGCAAUGAAAGUUUUCCUGAAAACUUAGAGGACUCACAAGGAAAGCUUGGAAGUUAUGCUACUCACAAUCAGCCAGGAUAUGUUCCUUCCUUUCUUAAAAAAGAAGUGGGGUCAGCUGGCCAGAGGAUCCACCUGGCACCUCUUGGCGCAGCAGCUUCAGAAUAUACCUGGAACACAAAAGCUGGUCAGGGGCAGUUUUCAGGACCUACUUACCAUCCUACAGCAAAGAACCUAAAUAUCAUGAACCGAGCACAGCCAGUUCCCUCAGUGCAUGGGAGGACAGACUGGGUGGCCAAGUACGGGGGCCACCGGUAGGACUCCUCGGUGUGAAGUCCUGCAGCAUUGCUCCAUAGAGCGCGUGCAAGUUCACUGGCCCUGGGAAAUGUCUACAGAUGUCUAUUUCUACUGAGUUCUGGAAGAAAUAUGCAAUAGUGGGUACUUGGAAGACCAAAAAUCAUCUCCUAUUUCUUUCUGAGAAAUGAAAUGCAUUUUCUUGGCAUCAUUGUUCACAGUGCUGAUAUAUGAGUAGGGCUUUACAAAGUAUUGAAUAAACUAUUUGCCAAAGUAUCAGGUAUUUGAUCUAUAAAUUAAUAGAUAGUAAGUACAGAAGAAACUUUUUUUAAAAAGUCUCCAGAAAGUGUUUACAGUGAUAUAGUUUUCAUUUGUUGUAUAUUUGCCUAAAUGAUUUUACAUGUCGUCCGAGUUUGCAGUGAUUGGCCUGAGAAGUUUGUUUUUUGUUGUGUUUUUUCACGGCAACUAGGCCGACCUCUGUGGGCUGUCUGCUGUGGUUCUUAAUUGGCAAAGGCUCUGCUCUGCCACUUCGGCAGUGACAGAAAGACUGCAAUCAUCAUUUGUUGUCUACUUUGAAGCUGUGGGAGCAAUGGUAAUGCCGAUCUUGAGCUGGAUGUCUUUCUUAGAAAUGAAUUUAUCUUUAACAUAGAGAAUAUCCAAAUUAUGCCACCUGAUUUAUGUGGAGAAAGAGUCUGUCUGUUCUUGUCCAACACAACUGCACUGUAUUCAUGGUGACUAUCAAACACAAAGGCUUGAUGGCUUCCAUAUUAACCAAGUCAGGGUUUUCUCCUCUUCACAUCAAGUUGGUUCUUAAAACUGCAUUUAAUGUUUGUUCAUCAGACUUCCAAAAUAUGUUGUUUGUGUUUGUAAAGGACACAAA
Messenger RNA from Microcebus murinus (gray mouse lemur), 3174 nucleotides. It is a transcript of the gene MAK, whose product is annotated as male germ cell associated kinase. Lineage: Eukaryota; Metazoa; Chordata; Mammalia; Primates; Cheirogaleidae. Gene Ontology annotation, biological process: protein phosphorylation. Gene Ontology annotation, molecular function: protein kinase activity; ATP binding. The record is from RefSeq and is a predicted model, not a curated record.